CAAAUCUUACAACCUACUGGUUGAAGAUGCUCAUUAAAAAGUCUGCAAAACAACAAAAAUGGAAAAUGAAGAAAUUGUUUAUAAGCAAGCCCGUUUGUCAGCAAACACGACCCACCACAACGUAUAUACGAAAAGCUGUUUUGUUGUCAUUUAGUGUAUUUCAAUGGAGUAUUUCACAUGAACAACUACCCGUGAUACGACUGGACUUGUAUAAACAGACAAACUUUCUGAAAGUUGGAAGAAAGCUGGUUCAGUUCAGCCCAGUUCCUGGUUUGCUGUUUUCAUCGGUUCGCCAGUUACCUGAAUUUGAAAUGGAGAAUCCUUACUUGUUCAGUCAAUGGCAUGUCAACUCUCUCGAUGCGCUCAGCUUCUCCCCUGCUUUUGGAGACGAAGCUUCUCUAAUGAUUAUCCGGCGGCCGCCGUUGACAGGCCUCAAAAAGUGCUUAAAACCAACUGCUGGAAUCCUUGCAAAGCUGAUCAUGCGGCUGAUUUACCAAACCUCGAAGCUGCUGCUUUUGCCUGUUCCAACACAUGAAUCCAAUGGGGAUUUUGAAGCCUAGAGAUGAGGCUGCUUGUUCUAUGAACAUGGAGCCCUCGUUUCCUCAAAACCAUAACUAUUUGCUUAAGGGUUGCCAUGGAUCUAAGAGAAUUUCCCAGACACAUGAUCAUAUCAUGGCCGAAAGGAAACGCCGAGAAAAGCUCAGCCAAAGGUUCAUAGCUUUGUCUUCCAUGGUGCCUGGCUUAAAAAAGAUGGACAAGGCAUCGGUGCUUGGAGAUGCCAUAAAGUACCUGAAGCAAUGCAGGAGAAAGUGAAGACGCUGGAGGAGCAGACCAGAAAGAAAUCAAUGGAGUCGGUAGUUUCGUGAAGAAAUCCCAACUCCCGCCGGUAUUGACGACUUUUGGUCGGACAAGAAGUCGAGUGGUCCCUUCGAAGAGCCACUUCCGGAGAUCGAAGCAAGGUUUUGCGACAAAAGUGUCCUCAUAAGAAUCCACUGUGAGAAAGAAAAGGACUUGUCGAGAAAAUCAUGUCUGAAAUCGAGAAAUCUCACCUAACAGUCAUUAACAGCAAUGCCAUGACAUUUGGGAGUUGUGCUCUCGACAUAACCAUUGUCGCUCAGGUACUUAAAACAAUCUGUCUGAAACAAUGGCAAAUCAUUAUUUCAUGUACUGUAAUCUCCUUUUGUUU
Messenger RNA from Hibiscus syriacus, 1186 nucleotides. RefSeq lists its product as uncharacterized. The transcript has 3 exons. Bases 27 to 560 code for a protein of 177 amino acids. The record is from RefSeq and is a predicted model, not a curated record. Lineage: Eukaryota; Viridiplantae; Streptophyta; Magnoliopsida; Malvales; Malvaceae.